Laccaria bicolor S238N-H82 is the source of this 2349-nucleotide messenger RNA. RefSeq lists its product as uncharacterized. The record is from RefSeq and is a predicted model, not a curated record. Bases 1 to 2349 code for a protein of 782 amino acids. Lineage: Eukaryota; Fungi; Basidiomycota; Agaricomycetes; Agaricales; Hydnangiaceae. Gene Ontology annotation, cellular component: nucleus. The transcript has 11 exons. Gene Ontology annotation, molecular function: RNA binding. Gene Ontology annotation, biological process: RNA processing.
AUGGAUAAAACCAAGUCCAAGUUGGCCGCUUUCUUUGAUAACGAUGAGGAAGAAUCCUCAUUCCCACAAAAGGCGGUCGACGACGCAAAGUUGACACAGUAUACUGCUGGGAAAGUGCGAAAAUCUAAGCGGGAGAAGGAACAAGAAGCUGCUGAGAUCAGGAAACGGGAGGAGGAAGCGGAUGCAGCUAAGGCUUACGCUGAAUUUCUAGACGCAUUUGAAGGCGAGGAGGGAAACAGGCGGAAGUCUGCUUCAACUUUUGUAAAAGCUGAUUCUAAGCUUGCUUACAUUCCCACCGCCGCCCAACGCUCUUCGGAACACCAGGCGCGUACUUCAGUGCCCACAAACAUGAUCAAUAGAUCCCCUUCACCUCCGACGUCUUCCAGACCGAAAGGGAAACGAGCAAUGGAUUCGUUUCUUGAAGAGAUAAAGAGAGAACAAGCAGAACGAGAGGCUAAAUAUUUACGACGCGGUCAUGGACAGGGGAGGUCUAUCACUGCAAUGGCGGCAUACGAUGGGCAGAGUGGAAGCAAGGACAGAGGAGAUCCUCAAACCUCCAACGUAUUUGUCGCGAACUUACCGCCUCACGUUACGGAGCAAGGCUUGGGCAAUUUCUUUGCCCGUGCGGGCCCCGUUGGUUCCGUGAAAAUUAUGUGGCCCCGCACAGACGGGACUGUUGGCCCAGGUGCUGACAUGACCACAACGCGCAGAACCAAAAAUGCUGGUCUCAGUGGAUUUGUUUCUUUCAUGAAAAGGAAGGACGCGGAAACCGCUCUUCGUGAAUUUGACGGUUUUGAUUGGGGUGGAUCGGUGCUUCGUGUUGGCUGGAGUAAAGCCGUUCCGAUAGCAGCAAAACCAUUAUACGGUAGGUUUACGAGAAAUGUCACGGUUUUCAACUUUAAACGCCCGACAGUAUCGAACACAAGCAAGCUGAGGGACAGCAGAAGCCCAAGUCGCAGCCGGAGUCGCUCGAGAGAGAGGCACCGUUCACCUUCACCGCGAGCCGACCGCCAUCAUACGUCUCGUCGUUCCAGGAGCCGAUCAUGGGGUCGACCACGCUCUCCGCAUCGACGGGGAUCAUCUAGUCGACAACUCCCUUAUAAUAAGUCUCGAAGCCGGUCUCCGCGACGGCGGUCUCGUAGUCCCCAAAGGCUUGAUGAGGACGAUGUGACGGAUACGUUCAUACGAGCCGUGGCUGCGGAAGUCAAAGGUCACGAUGCUAAAUACGAAGCAGCUUUACGGGAGCGGGAGAAGGAUAAUCCAAAAUAUCGGUUCCUUCUGCGUCGAGAUCACCGACGUCAUGCGUUCUACAGAGGUUUGGUCGAAUCCGAGAGGUUCGCUGAGCCUGAAUUUGACGAUGAGGGUUACAACUCCAUUUAUUCGAGUGAUUCUGCUGAGGAAUCGGAGCGUGAAAGGAGCCGGAAGAACGCCCUUGGCAAGCUUGCGCGGAAAAGAUUUGAAGCUAUGCUUCGGGCUUUGUCUGGAAAACGUGGCGAAAUGGCUCGGUGUAUGACGUUCAGUCUUGAACAUGCGGAGGCAGCUCAUGAGGUAGCAGAUAUCAUUGUCGCCUCACUUCUUGUUGAUGGGACGGCAGUCCCUCGCAAAGUCGCUCGCCUUCAUUUGAUUUGUGAUAUCCUUCACAAUUCUGCUGCGCCAGUGCCUAGUGCGUGGAAAUUCAGACAAGAAUUUCAAUCGCGUCUUGGCAUCGUAUUUGACCAUCUUGCGAAUAUCUACCACUCGUUCCCCGGCCGAAUUACUGCGGAUAUGUUCAAGAAACAAAUCACAACUGUUGUGGAUAUCUGGGAAGAUUGGAUAGUCUUCCCACCUGAUUUCACAUCAGAACUCAGACAACGGUUAGAAGGUGCUGUAAGCGCUGCCGAUAAAACGGAGCAAGCGGAAGCCGAACGGCUGCCCGCCAAGGAACUGAACCCCUCACGCUUCAAGACGAGCUCGUUCAAAAUGGCGACCGAAUCUGAAAACUUGGAGCCGUCGGUCCGCGGUACGGAAAGCGAUGGUGAACCGAUGGAUGUGAGUGGUGAUGAAGCUGAUCGUGGGGACGUUGAUGGGAAACCGGUGGAAGACAUUGAUGUUGACGGUAUGCCGGUAGAAGACAUUGAUGUCGACGGUGUGCCGGUGGAAGACGUUGAUGUCGACGGUGUGCCGGUGGAAGACGCUGAUGUUGACGGUGUGCCGGUGGAAGACGUUGACUUAGAUGGUCUGCCGGUGGAUGACGUUGACGGUGUACCGGUUGAUGAUGACGUUGAUGGGGCACUGGUUGUCGACGAUAAUACCAAUGUCGACGGAAUGCCGAUUGACGAUGUGGAUGGCGAACCCGCUUUGGAUUUUUGA